UGUGCAGAAUCCUCAAUUGGUGUAAUUCAGUUCAAUUGCAAUCUGUUUACUAUUUACAAAAUGGAAAGUUCGUUUGGAAACUAUCAAUGGAAACGAUACUUGCGUAUUUAAAUAACACAAAAAUCUGUAAUCAAUUUCAAUAUUUGUAAAUGGAAUUGAAUGAGUACGAAGCACAAAACAAUUGUGACCUCUGAGUGUAAUUCAUUUAAGUAUAGAGAGACAAAGAGACAAAUAUAAUAUGCAUACUAGAAUUGCAAUUGCUUUGCUAAUUGCAAUCUUCUGCAUUUGCAAUGGGCACAAACCGGUGGUCCUGCUUCAUGGGAUCAUGACUGGCAAUGAAAGUCUAGGAUUGAUCAAAGGACGAAUUUUAGAAAAACAUCCAGGCACUGUAAUUUACAACUUAGACAGGUUUGCUGGUUGGUCAAGUUUGGAUAACUUGUGGUUUCAAGUAAAUGAGCUUGGCAAAGAUGUAAUGGACAUAUGUAAAAGACAUCCUGAAGGUGUACACUUGUUGGGAUAUUCCCAAGGAGCAUUAAUUUCCCGAGUCAUCCUUCAAACCUUUCCACAACACAAUGUAAUCAACUUCAUAUCACUCAGUGGGCCUCAGGCAGGUCAAUAUGGAACAUCCUUUCUACAUAUCAUAUUUCCAGGGCUUGCCUUAAAAGGGGCAUUUGAACUGUUUUAUUCUCAUGUUGGUCAACAUACAUCUGUGGGCAAUUACUGGAAUGAUCCUUUCCAUCAAGAAUUGUAUUUCUCAUAUUCCCAAUUUCUUCCAUUUGUGAAUAACGAAAUUAUUACUAAUAAGAGUGAGACUUUCAGGGUUGGGUUGUUAAAGUUAAAUAAAAUGGUUUUAAUUGGGGGUCCUGAUGAUAAUGUCAUAACGCCGUGGCAAUCUAGUCAAUUUGGAUAUUUUGGAGAUAACGAUAGUAUAGUUGAGAUGGCAAACCGUGAUAUUUAUACCAAAGAUUUGAUUGGACUGAAGAGUUUGGAUAAAAAGAAGAAACUGGAUAUCAUCACAGUACCUGGAAUUAAUCACUUUAUGUGGCACCUCAAUAUAAGUAUUGUAGAUAAUUAUAUAUUGAAAUAUCUAAACUAAUUGUGAAAUAUGAUAUGUAUUUUUAAA
Messenger RNA from Nicrophorus vespilloides, 1123 nucleotides. It is a transcript of the gene Ppt2, whose product is annotated as lysosomal thioesterase PPT2 homolog. The coding region runs from base 239 to 1096 and encodes 285 amino acids. Gene Ontology annotation, cellular component: lysosome. Gene Ontology annotation, molecular function: thiolester hydrolase activity. The record is from RefSeq and is a predicted model, not a curated record. The transcript has 5 exons. NCBI's taxonomy places the organism in Eukaryota, Metazoa, Arthropoda, Insecta, Coleoptera, Silphidae.